AUUUUCAAAUUCCUAAAUAUCUUGGUCGGUAAUGUAUCAAUAUCAUUUUUGGUAAAUAACCUUCGCGCUUGAAGUUGCAGCUAGUGUUAGUUAUUUUAUUCAACAUACUUGCACAAUUGAUACAUGAAGUUGGUUGGUCCGAGUGUUUAGAUCCAAGAACGCACCAUGUGGUCGGUGUUUAGUUUGGUUAUUUUACGUUCUCCACGUGUAAUUGUCAAAAUAUAAUUAAAGUAUAAUUUUGUAUUAUAUGGUAUCGUUAAUAUAUGGAGUAUAUGAUACCGACUGUAUAUACCAGAAAUAUUAAGUUUUCUCGAAUUAAGUGACAAAAUGCAAAUGAAGUUAAAUAGAAGGCGCCGAUCCUCAAAAAUUGAAGUGAUAGAUGUUGAUGAUUUAGUUCUUGCAAGAAAAGGAGGAGGUAGUAUAAUAGAUCAACGGCCAGUUUUUUCUCAUGAUGGAGAAACAUUGUACAUAGUAUGGAAACAUGUUAUAAGAGCAUAUAGUACACAAACUGGGGAUUUUGUAAGAGAAUUAGAACCAGCAAGUCAUAGAAUAGCAGGAUUAAUUAUCCACCCUGAUAAUCCUAAUCAAAUUAUUACUUGUACAGAAAAUGGAGAGCUUAAUUUUUGGAGUUGCCAGAGUGGAAUUAUCACCAAAAAAUUAAAAUUGAAAUUUCAAGAAGAACCGAAAAUAAAAACUUUUCACAUUGUAAAUUAUAAAACUCACAAAGGGAACGAGUUACGACAAGUACUUGUAACUUACCUAGCUAAUAAUAAAACAGAAAUUUAUAUAGUUUUAUUUGAUUUAGAGAAUGGAAUUUGUACAAAGUCUACAUGUAUCUUAACUAAUUUUCCUGAAUAUUAUGUUGAUAUAAUAGGAAAUCAUGGAGAUAAUUUAAUAGCUAUUCUCCAUGAUGCAGAUUUACAUAUAUUAAAUCCAUCAAGGAAUCUUACUGAUAAAUUGCAUAAAACAGGUAAAACGGGUAGAAUACCAACAUGUAUUGCUGGACAUCCAGAAGAAGAAUGUGUUGCCACAGGAGAUUCAACUGGCCGUGUUGUAGUAUGGAGGGGUUUGUUUCAAACCAGACCUUGUACAGCUGUGUAUCAUUGGCACACUUUACCAGUUACAGAGAUAGCAUUUAGUAAAUCGGGUACACAUAUGUAUACUGGAGGUGGGGAAUGUGUACUUGUAAAAUGGGUAUUAGCAAAUUCACAUCAAAAAUCAUUUCUACCUCGGUUACCUGCACCUAUUAAACAUCUAACUAUUGCUCCAAAUAAUUUGUAUGUUGCUGUAUCUACUUUAGAUAAUGGCAUUGUAGUUGUAAAUCCACAAAGAAAGUUAACAUCUGUAAUACAGAAUUUUACAUGGGGUGUAGCUUUAUCUUCUAAAGACCUAUUUCCUGCUGGUCUUAUUGUUGAUCCACGUACAAACUGCCUUGUGUUAAACAGUCGUACUGGACAUGUUCAGUUUUAUAACACCCAUACAAAAAGUUUAUUGUAUAAUAUAAACAUUACCGCACAAAACUUUUUAACCCAAGAACGUAGUGUAAUAAUCGUUAAUACGGAAGUUACAAAAAUAGCUCUAAAUCACGAUGGUUCGUGGUUAGCGACCGUAGAAGAACGAAACGAUAAAACAUCGUGUAUAGAAGUAAGACUAAAGUUUUGGAUGUUUGACACUAAACAGCAAUUGUUCACAUUGAACACGUCAAUAGAACUUCCUCAUGAAGGUGGUAUAAAUGCCUUGCAUUUUCAACCAAAUAUAUUUGGUGAAGAUGCAGCGAUGGCGGUUACAACUGGUAGAGACAAAAAAUUCAAAUUAUGGCAGCUAGCUGAACCUUCCUCUGUUUAUAAAAAAACAAAACAUUGGCAAUGUCAUAGUAUAGGAGAUUAUAGAAAUUUGCCUGUAACGGAUGCUGGAUUUUCAGUAGAUGGUUCAUUAGUUGGUAUUGGUUUUGAUUCUAGCGUGACAAUGUGGACACCCGAUACCUGUACAUUUAAAUGUAGCCUUACACACAGUAAAUAUCAGUAUCCUAUAACGCGAAUUGAAUUUGGAAAACAAGAAGCCUGUCAUCUCGUGGUAACAGCUUCCACUCAGCAUAUUGCAGUUUGGAACAUUUUGUCCCUUACGUUAAUAUGGAGUGUACCGCUAAAAGUAGCAACUUUAACGGCGGAUCCGAAAUCUACGUAUAUGGCCGUUUUUACAACUGACAAUUCGCUAUAUGUAUUUACACCGCAAAAGUCAAUGCCUAUUUAUACGAGAAAAGAUAUUAUUGAACCUGGUAACCGUAUUUUGGGUGCUACCUUCGUACCCCACUUACAGAGGAAGCGAGAUUUAUCGUACGGGCUAUGGCAACAAAGAUCACAACUGUUCUUUAUAGAUUCUAAUCAAGAGUUGUUAACGCUGGAACCAGAGUCUGAAGUAUCUAUUUCUCUGGAAACUUUGUCCACAAACGCAUCCGUACCAGCAACUGCGUUCAGCAGUCUAAUAGCAGCCCAAGUUACAACAGACAAGGAAACGACUACUCCUUUAAUACAUGAACAGUUAAAUGUAUUAGGAAAAGGAAUGGUGAACGAACUACUGAGUGUCUCGGCCCAUACUCUGCCACCCAUGAAGUUGCUUUGUUCUUCUUUCAUUACGUCUCUGUUACUGUCACCUGCUACGAAAACUCAAUCAACAGACGACAAGAACACCAGGAAUGAAGCGCAGAAUGAAGCGGAUACCACGGACGAGAGCGAAGAAGAAUCCCCGCGGCCAGUGAAGCGACAAUCUUCGCCCGUAGUUGAAGACAAGGAUACAGACGAAAUGAAAGUACAACUCGUCGAUUACAAUUGGUCUUUCCUAUCGACUAUUCUUCCGGAGACGAUAUUGAACAUUGAUGAAGGAAAGCCCAGAUAGAUCAUGAUACUCUUUUUUACUGAAGACUCCUGUGAAUGACAUUGAUUCAAAUAGAUUUUAUCCCGUUUAAAAUUGUGGUUUUUGAUUGCUUUUACUCGUACCAGAAAUUUCAUUUACUUAUCAAUCGAUGAACAAAAAGAUAUUCUAUUGAAAUCAUGAUGUUAUGGAAUGAGAAACAUUUAUUUUAUGUAUUAUUUAUUACAUGUUAUUUUACAAAUACAGUGUCUCCGUUUAUAUAGAAAUGUGUAAUACAAAGUGUCGUACAAUCA
This is a messenger RNA of Megachile rotundata (alfalfa leafcutting bee), 3161 nucleotides long. RefSeq names its product WD repeat-containing protein l(2)05287. Gene Ontology annotation, cellular component: nucleolus; small-subunit processome. The record is from RefSeq and is a predicted model, not a curated record. Gene Ontology annotation, biological process: positive regulation of rRNA processing; positive regulation of transcription by RNA polymerase I; ribosome biogenesis. Gene Ontology annotation, molecular function: RNA binding; protein binding. NCBI's taxonomy places the organism in Eukaryota, Metazoa, Arthropoda, Insecta, Hymenoptera, Megachilidae.